This is a messenger RNA of Alexandromys fortis (reed vole), 8336 nucleotides long. RefSeq names its product par-3 family cell polarity regulator beta (gene Pard3b). The record is from RefSeq and is a predicted model, not a curated record. Gene Ontology annotation, cellular component: apical junction complex; adherens junction; apical plasma membrane. The coding region runs from base 531 to 4022 and encodes 1163 amino acids. Gene Ontology annotation, molecular function: protein binding; phosphatidylinositol binding. Gene Ontology annotation, biological process: cell adhesion; microtubule cytoskeleton organization; establishment of centrosome localization. The transcript is spliced from 23 exons. Lineage: Eukaryota; Metazoa; Chordata; Mammalia; Rodentia; Cricetidae.
GUCCCUAGCUCUGUGCAACGCAGCGGAGCGCUCUGUGGCCCGGCAGCGCCGCGGCCCCUUUAAGAGCCGGGCCCAGGCUGGCCCGCGGGCCGCGGGAGCCCAGAGCGCCGCGCGCGUCGGAGGAGUUGGGAGCCGGCUCAAAAGUUUCCUCCCAACUCCGGCCCCGCGCGCGCCGCCGCCGCCGCCCACUCCAGCCCGGGGCCUGGGGCCGGCCCUGCCACGGUCGCCAGGGCCACCGCCAGAGGCAGGGCCGGGCGGGCCGCGCCCGCAGUUUCACUUUGGCGCGUGGAGCCUCCGCCUCUCCGCCUCCCUCCGCCUGCGCCCGGCCGACCCGCCGCGUCCCCGCGCCCGCUUCCCGCCCUGGGUCUCCCGCGGGGCUGCAGGGGUGCAGCGGCGACCCCCGGCCGGCCGCGGAGCCACGCGCGCGCGGGACCACGGCGUGUGCGCCCCACGUCCCCCGCCGACCGAGGGGCUGCGCCCGGGGGUCAGACACCUGUUCGGCCCGGCCCCCGCGCGGGAACCGGGGCAGGAUGAAAGUGACAGUGUGCUUCGGCAGGACCGGCAUCGUGGUGCCCUGCAAGGACGGCCAGCUGCGCGUCCGCGAGCUCACCCAGCAGGCGCUGCAGCGCUACCUGAAGACCCGGGACCAGGGUCCGGGAUACUGGGUGAAGAUUCAUCAUCUAGAGUACACAGAUGGAGGGAUCCUGGAUCCGGAUGACGUCUUAGCAGAUGUUGUUGAAGACAAAGAUAAGCUCAUUGCUGUGUUUGACGAACAAGAGCCACUCCAGAAGAUUGAGUGCCCCAGUGGAAACCCUGUGGAUCGGCAGAGCCCAGACGCUUUCGAGACAGAAGUGGCUGCUCAACUGGCUGCAUUUAAACCAAUCGGUGGGGAAAUUGUCGUAACCCCUUCUGCUCUGAAGUUAGGCACGCCACUGCUGGUGAGGAGAAGCAGUGACCCACCACCGGGGCCACAUGCUGAUGUCCAGCCAAGCGCUGCCAGCCAGAAUGGCCAGAGUUUGAAACCUGUUGUUCCGGAUUCCACCCAGAACUUGGAAAACAAAGAAGCUAUGAAUGGUGAACAGACAGAGCUGCUAACAUCACACAGGACUACGGACACACUGAGUGACAUGACAAGAGCGGUGGAGAUUUCUGGGGAAGGAGACCCCCUGGGGAUACAUGUGGUGCCCUUCUUUUCAUCUCUGAGUGGACGGAUCCUAGGACUCUUCAUCCGAGGCAUUGAAGAACACAGCAGAUGCAAGCAGGAAGGACUGUUCCAGGAGAAUGAAUGCAUCGUAAAAAUCAACAACGUAGAACUCCUGGACAAAACUUUUGCUCAGGCCCAGGAUGUCUUCCGCCAGGCGAUGAAAUCCCCCAGCGUGGUCCUCCACGUGCUUCUGCCUCAAAACCGUGAGCAGUAUGAAAAGUCAGUCAUUGGUCCACUGAACAUCUUUGGCAACAAUGAUGGGACUUCAAGAGCAAAGGUUCCACCUCCUGCCCGUGGGAAAGCAGCUUUGCAGGCAGCAAAUCUCGCUGGAACUCACAGUCCUGAAGCAGAUGAGACGAUUUCCCUGCAGCAAAGCAAGAGCCCCCGAGUUCCAAGGCUAGGAAGAAAACCUUCAUCUCCCUCACUAUCCCCUCUCAUGGGGUUUGGCAGCAAGAAAAAUGCAAAGAAAAUUAAGAUUGACCUAAAGAAAGGCCCUGAAGGACUUGGUUUCACUGUGGUAACCAGAGAUUCUUCUAUACAUGGUCCUGGUCCCAUUUUUGUAAAAAACAUCUUACCAAAGGGAGCAGCAAUAAAGGAUGGACGCCUACAAUCAGGGGACAGAGUUUUGGAGGUAAAUGGCAGAGACGUCACAGGAAGAACUCAGGAAGAGCUUGUAGCCAUGCUGAGGAGCACCAAGCAGGGAGAAACAGUAUCCCUGGUCAUUGCCCGCCAAGAAGGGAGUUUCCUGCCCCGAGAGCUGAAAGGAGAACCCGACUGCUACAUGCUCUCCCUGGAGGCAAGCGAGCAGCUCACCUUGGAGAUCCCCCUAAAUGAUUCUGGCUCCGCUGGCCUCGGAGUUAGCUUGAAAGGGAAUAAAUCCCGAGAAACUGGAACUGACUUGGGGAUUUUUAUCAAAUCUGUCAUCCAUGGAGGUGCUGCUUUCAAGGAUGGCCGACUGCGAGUGAAUGACCAACUCGUUGCUGUGAAUGGGGAAUCUCUUCUGGGCAAGUCCAACCAUGAAGCCAUGGAAACCCUGAGGAGGUCCAUGUCCAUGGAAGGAAACAUCCGAGGCAUGAUCCAGUUGGUGAUACUGAGGAGGCCCGAGAGACCACAGGAGGAGCCUACAGACUGUGGGGUGCUUUCCAGACCAAGUUUUGAGAACUGUCAAGAAGCUCUGAGCACCUCCAGGCGAAAUGAUGGUAGUCCAUUGUAUCCGUUUGGCACUUACAGUCCACAAAAUAGAAGGAAAGACCUAUUGCUUCCCAAUGAUGGGUGGGCCGAGAGUGAAGUACCGCCGUCCCCCUCACCACAUCCUGCUCUGGAAUGGGGCCUUGAAGAUUACAGCCACAGCUCUGGAGUGGAUUCCACAGUGUAUUUUCCAGAUCAGCAUGUCAAUUUCAGAUCUGUGACACCAGCCAUGCAGCCUGAUUCAGUUAACUUGAAAGCCUCCAAGAGCAUGGACCUUGUGCCAGAUGAAAGCGAAGUUCAGUCACUGGCUGACCGCAGACCGGACCCUCCAAGCAAAGAUUUUGGUCCAACUCUGGGUUUGAAAAAGUCCAGUUCCUUGGAGAGCCUGCAGACAGCGGUGGCCGAAGUCAGGAAGAGUGAUCUGCCCUUCCACAGGCCCAGACCACACAUGGUGCGAGGCCGGGGCUGCAACGAGAGCUUCAGAGCGGCCAUUGACAAAUCUUAUGAUGGGCCCGAGGAGGCAGAAGAGAAGGAGAAGAAAAAGGGAAAGGGCAAGCUGAAAGUCAAGGAAAAAAAGCAGAAAGAGGAGAGUGAAGACCCAGAGAGGAAAAUGAAGAGGAAGGGAUUCGGCGCCAUGCUGAGAUUUGGAAAGAAGAAAGAUGAUAAGGGUGGAAAGGUGGAACAGAAAGGUACCCAGAAGCCCGGGAACCUGGGAGAAGAAGAGCUGGAAAAAAUGAAAGAGGAGACGGGAAGGACUGGAGGCAAACACCAGGAGCUAAGGGAAAAGCUGGCAGGAGGUCUUGUCGAUUAUGCCGCUGGAGCCGCUGGGCCAGUGCAUGACAUGGACGAUGAUGAAAUGGACCCCAAUUAUGCCAGAGUGAACCACUUUCGGGAGCCCUGCACAUCAGCAAAUGUCUUUAGAUCUCCGUCUCCCCCUCGAGCUGGACCACUGGCUUACCCUCGGGAUGGACGUCCUCUGUCUCCAGACAGAGACCACUUAGAGGGUCUCUAUGCCAAGGUCAACAAGCCAUAUCAUCCUCCAGCCCUGGCUGACAGUGGCCGUCCCAUGACUGGUAACAGUGACCGCAUCCAGAAACUUCGGAAGGAGUACUAUCAGGCUCGAAGAGAAGGGUUUCCUUUAUAUGAAGAUGAAGAGGGACGAGCAGGGCCAUGUGACCAUGACCUCCGCUGGGUGCCUGGAAAGGGUCCAGAUGGAAGCACACACAACCUCCGCUUUGAAGGGAUGGAGAGGCAGUAUGCGUCCUUACCCAGGGGAGGCUCUGCAGAUCCUGUGGACUACCUGAGGGCAGCACCCCGAGGGCGCUACAAUGAAAGAGAGCUUCCAUACUACCCUGGACCUCAUCCUGGGCACCCCCCAAGAGGGGGCUAUCCCCGCCCCUCAGAUCUGAGGGUGGCAGAUCUCCAGCGUCCUCAGUACUACCCACGCCCACCAGCGCAUCAGCACAGAGGACCCUUCAGACAAGAUGUUCCACCUUCCCCACCGCAGCACCACAGAGUUCCGGUCUAUCAGGAGAUGGGCAGAGCAGGGCCCCGAGGGGGCAGCCCUGACCGGCACCGCUAUGGUAACCAGGAUCCCAGGCAGAAAAACCCCAUGACUGCAGCCGUAUAGCUGAACAUCACAGAGAUCUUCCAAACAAGGAAGCUAUCCAACACCACCUUUGCCCUUGCUAGACCCUAAGGCCUUCUCUAGUUUAAGGUGCUCCGGUACAGAGCGGCCCUUGCUCACUGAGGAUGUUGACACUUGAUUGCUAAUCAGAAGAGGGAAAAGGGGGACAGGGGGUUUGGGGAUGUGGAAAGGAAGAAGGGGGGUCAUAAAAAAAAAAAGUACUUCCUGAUACUUGAAAGGCUGGUUGAUUGAAAGAGAGUGGGAAUUGAUUAACAAUCAAUGGAGUUACACUAUAGUAAACCCUGGCUAGAAAGCCAGAGCUGGUUAUAACCACCCCCACCACCACCUCAUCACCACACAUAGAGGAAGCAGCACAGAGGUACCUGUCUCAGCCAGGCCUAGUCACCCUUUCAGUGAUGGAGCUGUGAGGUCUACACAGUGACAAAGUAGAGAGGCUGUGAACAUGGGUGUAUUCAUAAGAACGGUGUUUUCACUGAGAACCUAGUAACAAUAAUUGUGACCAGUGACCUCUGUGAGACUUUGGACCCGAAGGAAGACUGUGUUUCCUUGUUUAUGGUCUACCUUGGCUACCUGGUACUGCUUGUUUGAUAUAAAGUGUUCACAUUUCCUUGCUUUAGAUGUAAAACCCAGUAGAAUCUGAGUGCAGCAUUAGCAUCCUUGGAGGAUGUGCAAAGUUAUCAGAGCUUCCAGAAGGAACUCUUUCCAGCCAAGCACCACAGGGAGCAGGUGAAGAGGUCCCGUGGGCCUUGCUGGCCUCUCUCCCAGGCCCUGGCAUGCAUGCUUGGACAGACAGCUGAUUUCAGAGUCCUCCCCAAAUGCCUGUCAUUAGCUUCACUGAGACUUCUACUUUUAGACUCCCACUUAAGGGGGAAAGUAUACCUGUGAGUAGUGUGGUUAAAGGAAAGAAAGCCUGCUGGUCAGGCCACACAGAGAGCAAUGUCCUAGGGAUGUCAGUUCCAGACUCAGUGCCAAACAGUACCCAUCUGCCUCUGCCGCAGGGUCAGUGAGGAAGCUGGUUACCCAGAAAGUAGGUGGAAGUGUGUGUGUGUGUGUGUGUGUGUGUGUGUGUGUGUGUGUGUGUGUGUUUCCAAACACAUGUAAUUACCAGUAUGGAGAGUAAAAGAGAAAAUUGCCUUCUGGAAGUUUGAUGAGGAAGAAAUCAGAGGAAGUAAAAGGAGAAGCCGCAUAAGAUUAAAUCAGUCUGCAUCUGCUCUAUCUCAUUAACAAAUGUCAGGGCCAAGCCAAGGGCUCCGCCUGAUUUAAAAGACAAAAACAGAAAAAGUAUCUGGCUCUGGCGCAAGAACCUGAAAAGCCACUCUUGCUCCCUUUGAGCUUUUCUUCACAACAGAGCAUCUGAGGCUUCCAAAUUGAUCCAAAUGGGAACACAAGCAAAAGACUGUGAGAUGGCAGACACAGCCGGCUCUCUGGGUUCCUCGGUGUCUGCUAAGCCGUUCACAGUCCCUCUUCACCCCGUCCCCAAAAGGUCCUUGGUUCAAUAUAGGCACAUUUUGGCUGAGAGUAGAAUACCACUGACAGACAGAAUAUAUUGCAUCAUGGUAUUCUAAAACACAUAGAGUAGCCAUCUGGCCCAAUUUAGUCUUUUUAUUUUUUUUUCUAAAAUAGUUUCGUUACCAAGAAUGAUGCAACCGCUGGUUUUAGCCGUAAAUAGUGUCCUUUGCCUGACUUCAAGAGAGAUCAUUAUCUAAACCACAAUCAUCGUGGCCCUCUGAGAAACUGACUGUCAAGUUGCUUUUUGUCCCCUGCCAUCUCUCUUCAGCCAGAACCCUUACAUCAUAUGUAAUUUGUUCAGCGGGGUGGAGGAGCUCAGGAUCUACCCGGCAAGGUGCUGCAGCUACACCACAGGGUCCCUGGCCACCGGGCUGAAAUUCAGGGCCUUUUCUUUGGGAGAAAAGACACAGUGAAGGAAAUGCAGCUUUGGGGGCGGGGCGAGCAUUAGACCAAGCUUAAGCCAGAUAAGGUAGCACGUGCCUAGAAUCCCUGCAGGCAGACUUCAAGGUGGAGGCUAGCCUGGACUGCAGGGUGAGUUUGAGACCAGCCUAGACUAAAUAACAAGACCCUGUUGUUUGUGGGGGGAGGGUUGUUGUUGUUGUUUUUUAAGAUACUCUUUAAUGUGGUCUAUAUUUUACUCAAAUUUCGGUAAAUCACUGAUUCUGUCCAAGGCUGAAGUUUCCCCUGGCAGGAAGGCUGGACCACUUAGUGGGCCAUGGGUAGGUGACAGUGAUGUGCUGUGGGGAAGGGCACCUGCCGAUGACUGCUCGUGUCUCCAGCUCCAGCACUGACACCUUAGGCACACAGCACCCUAUAUGCAGGCUUCAGGAAAGCUGCUUCAGACCUUGGCUUUGUGCCUUGUACACAGUUCAUCCAAUAGCCACCGUCCCUGAGAGGCCCUCGGAGGCUCAAAGGUAUUAUUAAAGAAAACAAAACAAAACAAAAAAAAAGAAAUGAUAACAGCUUUCUUUUCUUGCUUAAAAGUAUAGCAAUCUCUGCAUUUGAUCCUGCCCUAAAGAACUAACAUUCUAUUUGUGACAGAGGCUGCACCAAGCCGGGCAAUGAUUAAGAACAGCUCGGACAGUAAGCUUUAGAGAUGCCUGAGUACGAUCCCUCCAAUUGUCUCCUCUCCACAUCAUCAGGACCAUUUUCUGGUGCUCUGGGAGAGCUGGUGGUUCUCUGGAAGUCCAUGCUAUUAUGAUCAGCAGGUCCCCUGAAGAAGGAAAGAGCUCCGAGAUAUUUACAACCUUGGGGAAACUCACGUGGAUACCUCUCUGUAGUUGGAAAUUGAGAGAGGACUUAUCAAGACCUGUAAACCUGCCACUGGGCCAGCCAGCUUCACGGGUCCUCUUUCCUCCCUUUUUUUCUAUGACUAGAAAGACAAGAGAGAGAGAGAGAAGAGAAAAGAGAGGGAGAGAGAGAGAGAGAGAGAGAGAGAGAGAGAGAGAGAGAGAGAGACCACCAAAAACCUUUAGUCCCUUCAGUCUUGUCCAACAGAGAGAAACACAGCUCACUGGUCUAUCACACCCCGGACUGAGGCAAUCAUCCCUCUUGGCUUAAUACAGUUUCCCUCCAGAAUUGAAUCAGUGGACAAAGGAACGUUUUCUUAAACCAUGAUUUCAGAGUAAACAAAGCCUAGGGGAAAAAAUUAUCCUAAAACUCUUUAUUCUUAGACUUUUCAGAACAUCUGUGUUGAGCCCACAGCACCCCAUGGAGAAAAAGUCUGAUGUGUUCAAUAGAAUCCUAGAGAAACAGAGCCUUGGGGGCUCCAUUGGAGCCUUAUUUCCGCUGCCGACAGAAUAAAGUUAAAACAACAUCCACUGCCUUGAAUUCUCUUAGCUAAACCUACCUUGUGAAGGAAAUCCUCCUGCAACUUCAGGAUCCGAGAGCUGGCUCCUCUGUUCCCUGGUCCUCAGAGAGACCAAGAUUAUAGAGAAAUUCAACAGCAUUCGGUUUUGUGUGCCUGCUGUUUAGUGUUUGAGCAGUGUUACCUAGUUUCAGGCCUAUGGAAGGAAGUGAAAAGUAGUUGAUAAAGGAAUGUGUCGCUGUAACACGAGACGCACUGAGAGCAGCUUUCAAACUGGUGUUAAAUUGGGUAGACAUCCCACCGCCUCCCCAGUCCGUGUGAACAGAAAGGCUGAGUUUCACACAGUGAGGGGGCAGGGAGUUCCAUUCAGAAAAGUCCAUAAUAGUGUUUCUCCCUUCUCAGUUCAUUCCAGCCUUGCAUAGAGACGAGGCUACAGUGAGCUGGGGAAGGGGAGUCUUCGUAAGUUAUCCCUACAGAGUCACCUUUCUAGUAAAAGGGAGGGCAAAAAGGUUAGAAAUCUAAAAAUAAGCCAGCACUCUCACAUGAAACUAUGGCUUCUAAGUGUAACUUUCCCCCUCCUCUCCUUAAAUAGACAUGCAGUCACCCACAGCCUGGCUGUUGAAGUCGGGUUUGGCUACUAAGCUCCAAGUGGGAAGUGAACCAUUCCCAAAGGCCUUGGCCCGCCCUUCAGCAAGUGUUCCGCUCCAUCUGCAAUGCUGGUGACGGCUGGGACACAACACGAACCCUGGUCUUUGUGCCCUCACUUUCUCUAAUCACCAAGUCACCUGUUCACACAUUCUAAAGAUAAAUUAUGUGAAAUCAUAUUUUGGCAUACGGGGAGGGAGAGUGAAUUCUCUGCAAACUUUUUAAUAUGGUUCCAUUUAUAUCACUGAAGACAUUUUGGAUGUUAUUGUAUAUGAGUAUAUAAAUUUUUCAUGUUUUAUUUUGCAUUAAAAUAAAGCUUUAUUCAAUCAGUGAUA